AUGGCGCCUAGAUCCUGGCUAGAUAUCGCCCCUGACUCCCCUUUCUCCCUCGCCGACAUUCCUUUCGGAAUAAUCACAACACCUGUUUCAUCUUCUCCGCACGUCGGAGUAGCAACUGGAGAACAUGCUCUUGAUCUCUCCGUGUUCGCCUUAUGUUCGGGCUCCUCGGACUGUCGGGCGAUCACAUCACAUCUCGAGGUUUUCUCUCAACCCGCCCUCAACGACUUCGCAGCACUAGGGCGCGCCGUCCAUCGAGAGAAUGCUGGUGCCCUGAUUCGCGGCAUCGACAAUGCUCUACACCCGAACUAUAUGCACCUGCCUGUCGGCUACCAUGGCCGAGCUUCUUCGGUGGCUGUCUCUGGCACUUCGAUCCGCAGACCGCAUGGCCAGGUCAUGGGAAACCCGACUGCAGAAGUUCCAAAGCCGAUCUUCACUCCUUCCAAACGUCUGGACUUCGAGCUUGAGCUGGGUGCGUUCGUGUGCAAGGCCAACAAGAUGGGGGAGCCCGUGUCAAUCAAAGAGGCGGAGGAGAAUAUCUUCGGCUUGGUUCUGAUGAACGACUGGUCUGCAAGGGACAUACAGGCAUGGGAAAUGGUACCACUUGGGCCAUUCAAUUCGAAGAUCUUCGGAACAAGUGGCAGUGCAUGGGUCGUAUUGAUGGAUGCAUUGGAGCCGUUCAGGGCCAGCGGAAUCGAGAACGAGAACGGAGUGCUGCCAUAUAUGCGAGAGGGGAAGGAAGAAAAUGUCUACGACCUGAACCUAGAGGUUGAGUUGACGAUUAUGGCCAACUCCAUUGGGGUAUCUCCAUAUGUCCUAACGAUCUAUGCAGCCAAAUCUGGCACCUCAACCACGAUCGCCGGUACCAACGGCAAAUAUCUCCUCUUCUCCUUCCCUCAAAUGCUCGCACAUCAUACAGCUGGUGGCUGUCCCAUGCAAGUAGGCGAUCUACUGGGAUCGGGAACGGUAAGCGGAACAGAGCCAGGCACUAUGUCCGGUAGUAUGUUGGAGCUCAGUGCGAAUGGGAAUAAUAAGAUACAGCUACACGGUGGAGACGAGAGGACUUUCUUAAAAGACUAUAAUACACUGACACUGAAGGGUCGGGCCGGAGGUGAAGAAGGCGGCCUUGUAGGAUUCGGUGAGUGUACUGGGAGUAUCGAACCCGCGAUAACAAUGCAGUAA
Molecule: messenger RNA, 1179 nt
Organism: Letharia lupina
Lineage: Eukaryota; Fungi; Ascomycota; Lecanoromycetes; Lecanorales; Parmeliaceae
Exons: 2
Coding region: 1-1179 (392 amino acids)
Biological process (GO): L-tyrosine catabolic process; homogentisate catabolic process; L-phenylalanine catabolic process
Molecular function (GO): fumarylacetoacetase activity
Source: RefSeq, a predicted model, not a curated record